Echinops telfairi (small Madagascar hedgehog) is the source of this 1873-nucleotide messenger RNA. RefSeq names its product DnaJ heat shock protein family (Hsp40) member C1 (gene DNAJC1). Lineage: Eukaryota; Metazoa; Chordata; Mammalia; Afrosoricida; Tenrecidae. The record is from RefSeq and is a predicted model, not a curated record. Gene Ontology annotation, cellular component: endomembrane system. The transcript is spliced from 13 exons. The coding region runs from base 1 to 1749 and encodes 582 amino acids.
AUGUCGGUCAUUGUUCACGGCGCCAAGGAAACCUAUGCUCAGCUCCAGCAUGCUCCACAUCCUCGGCGAGGCGUCGGUCAGAGGCCCCAGCCGGGGGCGCUGGUCUUCUCUACUUCCGGUCCUGGCCCCUCUUCCCCAGUUGCUAGGAGACGUGACGUCACCGGAAGCCAGGACUGGGAUAGGCUGAGGCCCCGGGAAGCCGCUCCCGCUCGGCCACCUCCGCGCCGGCGCCGACUCUCCAGCUGUCUGGCGCGCGGCUGGGAGAGCGGGGACCUGGAGUUGUUCGACUUGGUGGAGGAGGUGCAGCUCAACUUCUACCAGUUCCUCGGGGUGCAGCAGGAUGCUUCAUCUGCAGACAUCAGGAAAGCAUAUCGUAAGCUUUCGCUAACUUUACAUCCAGACAAGAAUAAAGAUGAAAAUGCAGAAACUCAAUUUAGACAAUUGGUGGCCAUUUAUGAAGUUUUAAAAGAUGAUGAACGGAGGCAGAGGUAUGAUGAUAUUCUGAUCAAUGGACUUCCAGAUUGGCGACAGCCUGUAUUCUACUACAGGCGGGUGAGAAAAUUGAGCAAUGCUGAGCUGGCAUUACUCUUGUUCAUUAUUCUCACCGUGGGUCAUUAUGCUGUGGUUUGGUCAAUCUACCUGGAAAAACAACUGGAUGAACUGCUUAGUAGAAAAAAGAGAGAAAAGAAAAAAAAGACAGGCAGCAAGAGUGUGGAUGCAUCAAAACUCAGUGCUUCUGAAAAAAAUGAAAGAUUGCUGACAAAACCACAAUGGCAUGAUUUGCUUCCAUGCAAGCUGGGAAUUUGGUUCUGCCUUACCCUAAAAUCAUUGCCUCAUCUAAUCCAGGAUGCUGGGCAGUUUUAUGCUAAAUACAAAGAAACAAAAUUGAAGGAAAAAGAAGAUGCAUUGACAAGAGCUGAGCUUGAAACACUUCAGAAACAGAAGAAAGUUAAAGUAAAAAAACCAAAACCUGAAUUUCCUGUGUACGCGCCUUUAGAAAGCACAUAUAUUGAAUCUUAUGAUCAUGGAACUUCAAUAGAAGAAAUUGAAGAGCAAAUGGAUGAUUGGCUGGAAAACAGGAACAGAACACACAAAAAACAGGCACCUGAAUGGACAGAAGAGGACCUCAGCCAGCUGACAAGGAGUAUGGUUAAGUUCCCCGGAGGGACCCCAGGUCGAUGGGAAAAGAUCGCCCAUGAAUUGAGUCGAUCGGUGACAGAUGUAACAACUAAAGCUAAGCAACUAAAGGACUCCGUAGCCUGCUCCCCAGGACUGGUUAGACUGGCCGAACUCAAGGCAACAGCCCAGAAUUUCAAACCCGUGAAGACCCCCGCGGCCUUGCCAGACGGCAUCAUCACCCAACGGGAAGACCCAGAGAAGAGCGCCGAGGAGGAGCUGGAGGAGGGGGCCCCCGAAACCCGGCCUCGGAGGCGGAAGGCAGCCAGGCCCCCCGAGGCGGCCAUCAGGGCGGAGCCGGAGGAUAAGGCCAGAGCCCGGAGGCAGAAGGACUUCGACACUUCCGAGCAGAACGCGUCCAGUGACGAGGACAGCCCAAAGAGGGAGAAGGAGCCAUGGACCCAGAACCAACAGAAGCUUCUGGAAUUAGCGCUGCAGCAGUAUCCAAAGGGGGCCGCAGACCGCUGGGACAAGAUCGCCAAGUGCGUGCCUUCGAAGAGCAAGGACGACUGUGUCGCACGCUACAAGCUGCUGGUGGAACUGGUCCAAAAGAAAAAGCAAGCGAAAAGCUGAAUCUUCUGGAAGAUGACUCACUGUCGUUUUCCAAAGGGAUUAUUUUUAAGAUCGUUUGCAUUUUGUACCUCAGUAUUUCUAUACGUCAUGUGCCUUAGAAUAAAGAAAUGAAUGUGCUAAAUUA